Anopheles funestus (African malaria mosquito) is the source of this 9515-nucleotide messenger RNA. Its product is annotated as homeotic protein female sterile. The record is from RefSeq and is a predicted model, not a curated record. Gene Ontology annotation, molecular function: transcription cis-regulatory region binding. The transcript has 5 exons. The coding region runs from base 1038 to 3647 and encodes 869 amino acids. Gene Ontology annotation, cellular component: nucleus. Gene Ontology annotation, biological process: regulation of transcription by RNA polymerase II. NCBI's taxonomy places the organism in Eukaryota, Metazoa, Arthropoda, Insecta, Diptera, Culicidae.
CCUUGUUCCGCCCAACAGAGAACGACCGUCCCCUGUAAGCGAACGGCCGUUGUAAACGUCAAGUGCGUACGGUAUAAACUCCACACGCGGCUCCCUCGUCACCUCGCGUACCGAAUUCGUGGUACAAUAAUUCGCAAUUUCAUAUGCAAAAUAGUGAAUUGCACUUGCACCAGUUGCGCUCGGCCGCGUGUACGUUUCGGCUGUGUUUGUGUGCGUGCGUGUAUGUGUGUGUGUUUGUGUGUGUGUCUGUAUUUUCAUAUCCGUGCUAACGGGUCAUGAUUUGCAUUUGCAUCGAGUUCGUGCCCCAUAACGCGUGUGCAGUGGCGUGAGCAAAAAGAGAGUAUCGCCAUUUAGUCCCAUUACUUCAUUUCGGCGUGGCCUUCGCGGGUGAAUGUGGUGUUCCAGCUCACCGUUUCCAGCUGGAAAGGUGGGGAAGUGAUCGGGUUUUUUUUCGUAUUCUCCUUUUUUAUCAGUGAAACUGAACCCUCCCUCGCGGUUGACGCGGUUCCGAUACACAUCCGGUCGUUUGCUCCCCGGAAGCCGAAAGAAUGUGAGACAAAACUCUUCGGUGCUUCGGACGGUUGUGCGUGGCUUUAUACCGACAAGGCAACAAUGAUAUAAAGUGCGUCAGUAGUGUGACUAAUCAAACUUAUAAAAGUGGUACAAAGUGGCAGAAAAAAAGAAUCCAAAGUGUUGAUUUUAAAGUGUGUAAAAAAAUCCUUUCGAAAAAAAAGCUUAAAACAAACCUCAAUUAGUUGAAAAAUUUAUUACUACCCCGCUUGACAAGCAAGUGACAAGCGAUAAGUGCAUUGGAAAACGGCUAACAAUAAGGGUGCUAUCGGCGGCUAACGAGCAAGUGCCACGGGCGCGUGUUGUGCUGUCGUGUGUCGUGCGACAUGGUGAGGUGCAUCGUGGCUGCAGCGGGUAGCUGUGGUGGCAGUGGGUCACCCCAACGGUGAACACCGGUCGUCGCAGUGGCCCCCCAGAAUGUGUCCAGUGGUGCCGCGGGGGCCAGCCGAGCGUACGGGCUCAUACUAAUGCUGCUGACUUCACUGCUCUCGUCGGCGUGUUCCCUAGCGGUGCCAUCGGCGGCACAGAAACACUUCGCAUCCGGCGGCGAUCAACACGGCACACUGCCGGCCUCGACAUCGUCAACCACACUCGCAUCCCCGUCAACCGCCACGGUUCCGAUCGUACGUCCGGCGCAUCCAGCGGUGGCGGCCUCCCUAACGCUGCUCCACCAACAUCAUCACGACCGGAAGCAACAUGGCCACCGGCGACCAGUUGACCCGGCUCACGGCACCACGGAGAAUGGCGGUGAGGGAGCGCAUCCCGAUCUGUACAAUCUGACACUGACGGCGAUGCGCCAGUAUCUGCGCAACCAGCUGAAUGCGUCCCGAUUGGGGAAGGCACCACGCAAACGGUCGCACGUGCACGUGGACGCGGUGGAUGUGGAGUUCUACCGACGGUUCAAGGAGUUCAACACCAGCCAGGCCGUGCUAGAUGGAGUCGCGAACCAUUUGGCGACGAUCGUCACAAACAGCUCCCAGUUUGGUCAGGAAGCUUCGCUAGUACCGACUGUGAAGGAGGUGACCGAUACGAUGGAUCCGGAUGAACCGUUGGCAAUUGUCACGAAUGUCACGCCAGAACCGUCACCGGUAACGUCAUCGUCAACGGCUCCGUCAGCCGGCACCGGUCAGCGUGAUUACAGCGUACUCAUGGAUGAUCCGCGUGGCUACAUCACCGUAUCCUCCUCGUUUCCGCUCCGGCCGGGUAAAUCGUCCACCACAUGGAAUACCACCUUCGCCCAGCACAGAGGUUAUAUCUACGGCUUGGUGUCAUUCUCAGUGAUUUGCGCCUUGGUGCUCGGUUUGUUCGGAGUGUUUCGCUGUCUGCGCGCGACGACCACCACGCGAGUAACCACCGAAGCGCUGACGCUGCCGAUCCAGUUCAUCGCCGACGAUCUUGCUCCUCUAAACGCCAACUUGAACCACCUGCCGGUACCCAUGCUAUCGGUACAGUCACCGGGCUGCGCGGGGAUGGAGCGGCUCGGCGUUCCUGCCCGCGGUUCCAUCGGAUCACCACCAAUAAGGAAUGAACGGGCGGGCUUCCAUCACCAACAGCAGACACAGCAGCAGCAAUCACAGCAACAUCAGCAGCAGCAACAGCAACAGCAUCCGCAGCAACAUCAACCAUCCAACCAGCAAAACCACCACCGCCAUCACCAUCACCAGUAUCAUCAGCAAACGUCACCGACGGAUCAGCACCUAAGGUUUAGCAGCGAUCUGAUACUGAGCAGCAGCACCAGUAGCAACUUUCGGAGUAGCAACCACAAUCAAUCCUAUCUUCUCAUUCCGCAUCAAACGAACGCACUAGGUGGUAGUGGCGGUGGUGGUGGUAGCAGUGGCAGUAAUAGCAUCAACUACAAAACUCACUACAGCAAUAGUUCGUACGGUGGCAGUAGCAUCGGUAGCACCGGUACCACUAAUCCCAUCACCACCAACUUCCCGCACUGCACCUACCAUGUGCCACUGCCGGACGGAGAAUAUGGACCGGAUCGAGAUCUGCAAAUAAGAACACCGUGCCAGCAAUCGGAAAUACCUCGAACGUACGUAAAAGCCCCACCGAAUAAGACCGUUCGCGAUGUUCCCGUACAGUAUCAGUCCACGGGUGGGAUCACGACGCACGGUACCACCAUGACCGCCGGUAUCGGUACCGGUCACGUCAACUCAAUGGUCGAUCUAGCCAGCUACUACGGUGGCCCAAAGACAAUCGGAAGACCGGCCGACGGUGGUCGGCUGGCAGCGACUGCUCCCGGUCCGAGCUUAGGUGGGAGCGGUACCUGUCAGCAGAAAUCGGUGGACAAACUUCAGAAGAUUUUCCGGUUUUUGCCAGGUAAAGCGACUAAAUCUUCUACUCCAUCAUCAUCUUCGUCCUCGUCGGCGUCAUCCGCGUCGUCGUCCUCUUCUUCUUCCUCCACCUCCUCAUCCAGUAGCAGUGGUAUUAAAAGUACUAGUAACAUUAACAACAAUAAUAAUCAUCAAGGGGCGUGCGCUAGUUACGGUGGUUUGCAACCACCGGCCCCCCAUCCGGGUGUACUGCCGGGUAGCCACAGCAGCAGCACCGGCAGUCUCAACAACAACAACGGUGGCAGCAAUGGCGGCCCGAUCGUCGGUGGCGGUGGAGCCAUUGCCAGUGGUAGCGUCAUAAGUAGUAUAAGCGGAUCCUAUGGACCUAAUAGCGUUAGUAACAGCAUUGGUUGUAGCAAUCACGUCAACAACAAUCGCGUCGGAUGUGGUAGUAGUGCUGGCGGCAACAUUCGAGUUGAUGGUCGCGGUGGCUUAAGUUUAGCAACGGCCGGUGCCGGUAUACACAAUCACAACCAACACUAUCGAUCUCCACCGGUGGCCGUAAGUUCCUUAGGAUCUCCGUCAGCAGCCACACUCUCAUCACCGACGGCCUCUUCCUCUUCGUCUGCAUCCUCCUCCACCUCCUCCUCUUCCUCCUCCGCUUCCUCACCGUCACCGUUGGCGUCUACUGUCGCGCGACAAUCCGGUGUCGAUGCGAUCGUGCCGGGCUCAUCAGCUACCGGUUCGGUCGUUUCGGGAUCGAGUUCCGAUCCUGGACAUGCACCCUUCACGAUGUGACCGACCGUAAGUGGUGGUGGUGGACGUCGGACUGGCGGCAGUGCGGUCAGUAGUCUUUGAACCGACCUGAUCUCACUGCCCCAUAACACCUUCCUUCCGCCCUUCCGUCGGUCAACAGCUUAGUAGUCAUACCAGUUAUUUAGCUAAUCGAUGUCGUGAUACUAUUUGUGAUGAAGAGUUAAAAGUCCUGCGGUGGUGUUGCAAUGUAGGCUGGUCACCUUUGGUGUGCGAUAGGAUGAUUGCUGUUGUGCUGUGUGGUUGUGUCACGGUAGGCCUAUUGGGCAAUUAGUGUGAAGGUGCAUGGUGAGCAUGCGAGGUGUUUAUGAGCAUUGGAAAGGAACGUUUUGAAUAUGUUGGUAGAUAGAUAUUAUGCAGGUCACAUCGAUCGAAAAGGCCAAGUACAAAUCUUUACUCUACUGUGCCGAAUGUUAAUAGGUAUGAUCGUUUUCUGGAGCUUAUCACAAGCUUAAAGCAUCGUUUCGUGUGCAAAGUCUUCACGGAUAACAACUGUUACUGGGUCGAUGUUGGCCGACGAAUUGUAAAAACAAAAAUGUAUUGUGUGCGUGUAAUUAAUUAAUUAAUUGACCGAUACUAGUCAUUUGUAGCUUCAAUCUGAGGCCCGUCUUUGGUCUCUCCGCGUUCUAUUUGGCAAUUGUUGGCAAUUGACGUACUGAUCUAAUAUAGAUGAAUAAAUGUGUCCGAGGAUGAGUUGUCUCCGUGUUCGUCUGCGAUAAUUUUCCUUUCAUCAUACUUCUUCGUGGCUUAACGACCUACCAGUUCAUGCCCGGCCAUAUAAUGGCUUAUUGGACUUUUUUUUACCACAAUCAAUCCUUACUAGAGGAAUCGGUCGGUUUAGAUAAGAUUCGUUUCCCCGUCUUGGGUGUGUUAGACUCAACGACGAGACACGAGAUCUUGCGACUUUUUCUUUCCUGCAUGUGGCCAUGUUGUUGAAACAUUUUUGUCUUUUUGAACUUUUGUCCAGAUCUCGUGUACACGAGGAGUUUAGUGUGACUGCUGGUAAUGAAAGUAUUCUUGAAUGCAUCUUUCAUCCAGCGAAUGGUGUUCAAUGUCUGAAUGAGUCUUUAUGAUUUUUCGGUCAAAUCUACCUGAUGCUCCUUUCCAUGCAAUCUUCGCAAUUGUCACGUGCAGUCAAAUGUUGAACUCCCUGCAAUGCUUAAGUAAGUAAUAGAAGAUAUUAACAAUAAACAAACACGCAUUGGAUGAAAUUUACUCCGCCGACCAUGAACUUGUAUGAACCCAGUGAAAUCAAUUUAAUAGGAAGGUUAAGAAGAGAAUAGCAGAAAGCCGGGCGGGAGAAGAAACGAAAUAAAAGAAACAUUUAAAAUGGAAGGGAAAACCUGACAAAAAAAAGUAAAAACAAAGAAUCGAGCUGUACAUUUUAUGCGCGUAUCUUAAGAUUUCUAAGCAUAACUAAACUAUAACUAGAUUUUUAAAACAAACACCAUAGGUAAAAGGGGGAAGCGAAAAGCGAAAGGAUAAAAGAAACGUAACUAUGGAAAAUGGGGGACAGAUGGGUGGGCGGAAAAGGGCGUUGGAUCCUGCGAAAAAGGGAAAACAUAUUGUAAAAAACAAACCUAUAUUAUAAUAUCAUAAGCAAAAACAAAGUGUGCAACACUAAUACGUUAGGCAAGCGCGAAUAGAAGCGUAAAGGACACGGAAGCAAAACAAGAAAGCCUAUGUUUAUAAUUGAUCGUGCAAGUGAGAUAAUGGAAUAUACACACUAGGAAAGUGAAGUGCGCUAAAAACAAACCACUACCAGGUGCAACAAACCAAUGAAUAAAUGAACGGACGAGCGAAACAUGAAUGGCGCGUUUGGAGGUUCGAAAGAAACCAGCUCUCUCUGCCGCAACGAUCGCUGAAGGAUGCUAUGCUAUGAGCAGGUGUGUACGUGUGCCCGUUGUUUGUGUGUGUGUGUGUUCUUGUGUGUUUGUGGCGUGUGUGUGUGAAGAUUCGAAUGAUCUAGCAAAAAUGUUCUAUCUGUUAUAAGUUGUAUUAUUUAAGUAAAUCAAAUUUUCUCUGGAUGCGGUGACGAGACGACGACUGGUUAGGUAGCUAGAGAACGGGAUGAUGUGCUUUGCAUGCGUGUAUGUGUUUUUUGAAACAAAUUGAUAGCAAAGAGAGAAAGGAAAUAUAGGAAUUUCGAAGGAAGUGGAAUGAAUGUGACAGCUUAAACUAAAUUUAACAACAACAAACAAACAAAAAACUGGCAAUCCAAUCAAAGCUAGAUAUUGAUAAAUCAUAAACAAAAAUAAGUUCACACAGCUAAAAAUAGAAACAAAGCAUAGCAACACUAAGAAGGAUAGUAAAAAAAAAACACAUUUACACAAAAACUACGCAUUGUAAUAACUCUAUCGCGCCAAUCACACAACAGAAAAUGAGCUCGAUGAGAGUUGUAAACGAUCGAAUCAAUAGCCACAUUUUCUGCAAUAAUCACGAAAAAGAGAUAAUAACAAAAAGAACAUACCUAAAUACCGCAACUACUGCUACUACUAACACUACUACUAUCAUUACUGUUACUAUCAAUAUAUUGCGAAAUAUUACCAGAACUGCAGCGGAACGGCCACGUAACGGUACUGCGCUGUGCUUAUAAAAAAAAACAAUAGCCGCUACCAUUACCACUAACAGAUAACAAUACUACCGCUUCAACUAUACACAAUCGCAAACUGCAACUACAUUUUGUCACAAAUAUUCACACCAAGCAAAAGAAAGCUACAGAACAAAAAAAACUACAGUAAACUAAUGUCCUGAAACACGGGUUCAUGAACACGCAAAUUUUCCUCACCGUAAAAAAACAAUAAAUGAAAAUAGGAACAGUUUUAAAGAGUAUUAUAAGAGCAGCAGAAAACGAAAGCAAAAAGGAUGAGAAAUCCAUUACCACGCGCAACCACUUUCCACACGCUGCGCAAAUGCACAGCACCACCCGUCUAUAUAAUGAAAAGGAUACGAUUAGUUUGCUCAUUAUCUCAACUACACCGAAUAACUACUACUACUACUACUGUUAAUAGUACGAUCUAGCUAAGUAAUGUGUACUAUUAAAGCAAACUACCGAUACUGUAUAAUUGUGUAACUACUUUUUACGGAUUAAACAACGCAAAGUAAACUAUUGAACCGCACCAGGAAUCCACUACUACUACUACUACUACUACUUGGCUGGGAAUGUGUAAUCUUUCUAAUAGUAUGGAUGCGUAACGAAAAGGAAGAAAAAGGAAAACCCCGAUUUUAAAGCUAUUUUUAUGUUUAUUCGUAACAUUAUUAGUACUAUAAUUAUGAUUAUUAUUUUAAAAGCAUUAAAAAGAAAUCGUGAAACAGGCUAAAGGAUGGCAAAAAAGGAACAGAGUGCGACUUUAUAGAAGUUGAUAGAAGAAAACAAAAUUGUAAAAGGAAAGCAAACAAGCUGUUCGUCCAUAGAACGCGCCUAAAGGUAGGCAAGCGCAUUACUUCCUUUAACGUAACGGUGAAGCCUUCAUAAUGUUUCGCUCGUCGGUAGGUGAUUUAUACAGCGGAAAGGAACUGAACUUCUAACCCAGAUUGAGUGUGUGAUUGGGCGGGGUGGGAAGGGAGAAAUAUAUUUAUUUUAGCUUUUGUUUCUUAUUUUAACGACAAAAAACAUAAUGGAAAUGUUUUUUUUUUAGACAAAAGCGGUAGACCAUUGCCCGAAAGCGAGUGAGAGCGUGGUGUGUGGCAUGAGUGGCUUGAAGUUGGCUGAGAAAACGGUUCCAAACGGUUAGCAAGAUAAAUAAUGUGGAAUGGAGUGUAAUAAUUCGGGAAAAGGCUUUCCAACGCGAUAUAUAGUGAAUUGGAGACACGUGGAUCGCAUGUGACUGUCAGCAAGGUUGGAAAAUUAAGCGCACACACCAACACGUUCUAGCCUAACGUUAGUUCGUGUUGAAAGGUCUCGGGAGUGGCGUCAACUAGGUAAAAUGAACUCGUAACAAAGAGAAGAAGCGAAGAGGGGCGGGAAAACAGAUAGUGUAAGGUUGAGCGUGCGUAGUGAAAACGGAAAUGUAUGACAAAUUUGUGAUAAAUAUUUAUUUAACGAAUGAUUAGUAUCGACAUUUGAUGAUUCGAUGGUGGUCAGAAGCAUGUGCCAGGUUGUAGCAGCAGCAGGUCGUCAAACAAACAAAAAACACACCCCCAAACAAACAAAUAACAACACAACACAAGUUAGUAAAGCCAGAAAGCCAGACCAUGCCGAGCAAUUAUAGGAGGAAGAUAUAUAUUUUUUUAAUUUUGAUCAGAAAACUGUUUUACCUUUUGGGUCAAUAUUUGGAACGAAAGCUUUUCUGUGAAUGAAACAAAAAAAAAUGCAUUUCAUAAUCGGUGAACACACACUUAAAAUAGGUCCAAUCGCGUUUUAUUGUUUUCGUACCAACAGAUACUCGAAACAGAACGUAGAUACAAGCAUCAAUCUAAACCGUCAUUGCACAUCGUGCUGCAAUUGCAUGUAAGUGCAUAGCAUCAACAUAUUUAAUCGGCAUUCAACUUGCAACUAGGAAGGGACAACGGACUGGACUGGGUGGCGGUGAUGGUUGGUACAGUGUAAAAAAAACAUGAAAUCGAAAUGUGAUAAAGGAAGAGGGGAAUGGAAACGAAAAGUGUGUGCGUGUGUGUGUUGCUCACAGUGUGCUCUAAACAAAUGGUUAUUCAAGCAUUGUUGGGUGGCCGUUUGAAAGCUGGUGUUCAUUAAUUUAUUAAGAGAUACAGAACGAUACGUGGUCGGCACUCGGGUUCGAUGCAGGCUCUAGUUGUGUGCUUUGUGAUGAAGUGUCCAUUUUCAGCGAUAGCAGUGUCGAAAGAUCGAAUGGAUCUAGAAGAAGCAAACGAAAAGGGAAAGAGAAAUGCAACUUUAUGUCUGUCUGUCUGUCUGUCUGUUUCACUGUCUGUCUGUAUAUGUGCAAGUGCGAGAGCGGAAGGAACCGUAGUUGGCCUGUUUCGCUAAGGCGAUGUUUAAAUUUAUCCUAAUCGAAUAUGUUGUUUUUUUGAUAGAGUAGACUAAAUAAUGAAUUAAAUGCGUGUUUACGUGACGGGCUAAUCAACACAACACAAGAGAACAAUUUAGAACCGCAGUGGGGAGAUGCAUCCUAUGCGAACAAUUGGCAGACGAGAAGAGGAAAAAACAAAAAAGCAAAGGAGAAUGUAAAGAUGAACCAAAAAUUUGAAGUAAUUUAAAAAGGAAGCACGAACCGUGUAGCUGGUGAGUAAGCAAAAGUAAGUUCUUAUAAAUAUGAAUAUGAAAUGAAAACAAAACCAUACAUAUUAAGAUCGAACAUAAACUAAAGGAGAGAAAAUAGACAGCAAAAACAGUAACCAUGUAACGGACGCUACGUUACGCAAAACGUGAGCAGCAGAAGCACACCUCUUCACAACCCCACCGUAGGUGGCUUGGCUUGGUGUUUCAUUUUUUCCUUUUCUCUUACCUACUCCCUUGGCAAAAACCCUUGCCCCUUUACAAUCUGAUUUCAAACGUUCCUGAUUGUGUGUGUGUGCCCUCUCGCCACGGAAUGAACAGACGAGUGGCAUGUCCCCCCUGGCAAAGUGUGUUACGACCAUGUCGGUCAGUCAAACGCAAUAAGUGUCCAAUAGCUUUAUCCAGAAGUGAACCCCCCAACAAAAAAGAAGGAGAAAAAAAACAAUUGGGAAUUGAGAACUUGUCGCGUGUAGAUGUAUUUUGAUGUUAGUCGACAAAAACAAAACAAAAUAAAAACAACACGAAAGAAUAGCCCUACCUAAUGCUGACUUAUUAUUAGUCAUGAAAGCAACGAUCAGAUAAUGUUUCACUAGGGGUGGAAAUAGAAAACCGAGCGGCCGACAGAAAAUAAUAACGAUGCAAAAAAAAACACAACAAAA